Molecule: messenger RNA, 529 nt
Organism: Chelonus insularis
Lineage: Eukaryota; Metazoa; Arthropoda; Insecta; Hymenoptera; Braconidae
Gene: RpL36A
Product: ribosomal protein L36A
Exons: 4
Coding region: 148-462 (104 amino acids)
Biological process (GO): translation
Cellular component (GO): cytosolic large ribosomal subunit; ribosome
Molecular function (GO): structural constituent of ribosome
Source: RefSeq, a predicted model, not a curated record
AGCAAACGUUGAUAUUUUUAGAAAAAAAAUUAAAUUUUUAAUGAGAAAUAAAAAUAUCAGGUUAUACAGCAACGCAUGCGUAUAAAGCUUCAUGUAACGCACACUUCCGUUUGUGUCGUUCACGUCUCUUUCUUUUAAACAAUCAAGAUGGUGAACGUGCCAAAACAGAGGAGGACUUUUUGUAAAAAGUGUAAGGUGCACAAAACGCACAAAGUCACUCAAUAUAAAAAAAGUAAAGAGCGGCAUGCAGCUCAAGGAAGACGACGGUACGACAGGAAACAACAAGGGUUUGGUGGUCAAACCAAACCCAUCUUCAGGAAGAAAGCAAAAACAACUAAGAAAAUAGUUUUAAGAAUGGAGUGCACAGAGUGCAAAUUCCGAAAACAAAUCCCACUAAAAAGGUGCAAGCAUUUUGAACUGGGAGGGGAUAAGAAAAGAAAGGGUCAAAUGAUCCAGUUUUAAGGAUCAACUUAAGAUUUGAAUUGUAUUUCCUAAAAACAAAAUAAAUUCCGUUAAAUUAAUUUACUUA